Messenger RNA from Gossypium raimondii (Peruvian cotton), 438 nucleotides. RefSeq lists its product as uncharacterized. The record is from RefSeq and is a predicted model, not a curated record. The transcript is spliced from 2 exons. Gene Ontology annotation, molecular function: nucleic acid binding. NCBI's taxonomy places the organism in Eukaryota, Viridiplantae, Streptophyta, Magnoliopsida, Malvales, Malvaceae. Bases 1 to 438 code for a protein of 145 amino acids.
AUGAAUGGCGCCGUAGAAGCAGCCAAUAAGAAUAUCAAGAGAAUUGUGGGGAAGAUGAUCGAGACUUACAAAGACUGUCAUGAGAAAUUACCAUUUGCUCUCUUUGCUUAUAGAAUGUCUGUUAGAACUUCGACCGGGGUGACACAUUUCUCUCUGGUUUAUGGGAUGGAAGCAGUUUUACCUAUUGAGGUGGAAAUUCCUUCUCUUCGGGUAUUGGCUGAGUUAAAAUUGGAUGAGGCAGAAUGGGCUCAGUCUUGUUACGAUCAGUUGAACUUAAUAGAAGGGAAAAGGCUAAAGGCUAUUCAGCGCGAGUACUGUGGAUCUUCUAAGCACAGGUCGAAUUCAGAGUGGUCUUCGAAAAGUUUGCGCAGAGAAAUUCAAACUGCGAUAUUUGGGGCACCUAGUCUUCUCAAUAAUUAUAUCUUGGAAUACUUUUAA